AUGACGGCAACAAUCACAGAUCGUUUAAAAUCAGAAAAAAUAUCUGACACUCCUAGUAACAAAAAAGAAGUUAAUUCAUCGAAAUGUUUAGGAGAUGAUUUGCCAGUUGUUAAAAGAUGCAUAGGAACAGAUUUUACAUACAAACACGAGGUGGUCUGGAGAAAUGCCAUUGGAUUUUUAAUUCUCCAUUUACUUGGUAUAUGGGGUUUCUUUUUGUGUUUAACAGGACAAAUUUAUCUUAAAACUUUUAUAUGGAUGGUUUGUGUUGCAUAUAUCGGUGUAGAAGGAGUUACGAUAGGUGCUCAUCGACUAUUUACCCAUAAAUCAUUCAAAGCUACACCUUUUCUCAGAGCAUGUUUGAUUUUAAUGCAAACUAUUGCUGGACAGAAUUCAAUGUUCAUUUGGUGCCGUGACCACCGUCUCCACCAUCGCUACACCGACACUGAUGGCGAUCCUCACAAUUCUAAACGAGGCUUCUUCUUCUGCCACAUCGGCUGGCUGAUGUCGAAGAAACAUCCUUAUGUCAUGGAAUUGGGAAGGAAAAUCGACAUGAGCGACCUACAAGCGGAUUGGAUGGUAAUGUUACAAAAAAAGUACUACUACCAACUGUACUUUUUGCUGGCAUUUCUGAUACCUGUGUGGGUACCAGUGCACUUUUUCAAUGAGCCAUGGCUUAAUUCAAUUCUUUGCUGUUACUUCUUCCGAUACGUUGCUACACUAAACGGCACUUGGUUGGUCAAUAGCGCAGCGCAUCUUUAUGGCACCAGGCCUUACGAUAAGAAUCUUCAGCCAGUAGAGUCUUGGUUCGUGUCUUUCAUUAGCCUUGGCGAGGGCUGGCACAACUACCACCACGCGUUCCCUUGGGACUACAAGGCUGCGGAACUGACCAUGCACUUCAAUCAAUCAGCUACUUUUAUUAGAUUUUUUGAGAAAAUCGGUUUGGCGUAUGACUUGAAGACUGCUUCUACUGAAAUGGUUGAAAAUAGAAUCAAGAGAACUGGUGACGGGACUCACUACGACCUUGGAGACGAAGAGUCGAAGAAAUCUGUUCAUGCAUAUGGCAUAUUACAUCCACUGAACCCAAGUUAUAACGUGACAUAUGAGGAUCCAGAAGUGACCCUGAAACUCGAAGGUCUUCCAUUAUACCAUGAAAAGGAUGUGUUGAGCGAAAACUUACAUUUAAGAAAUAUUGGAGCACAUUGA
Molecule: messenger RNA, 1203 nt
Organism: Amyelois transitella
Lineage: Eukaryota; Metazoa; Arthropoda; Insecta; Lepidoptera; Pyralidae
Product: acyl-CoA Delta-9 desaturase-like
Exons: 6
Coding region: 1-1203 (400 amino acids)
Biological process (GO): unsaturated fatty acid biosynthetic process
Cellular component (GO): endoplasmic reticulum membrane
Molecular function (GO): stearoyl-CoA 9-desaturase activity; iron ion binding
Source: RefSeq, a predicted model, not a curated record